CUCUCUCUCUCCCACCCAUCUCCCUCCUCCUCCUCCUCCUGCUGCUGCUUCCCAUCCCGCCGCACCGAUUCCUGAGCUGAGCAUGGCUCGGUCGGGCUUCUUCCUCGGAGUCCUCCUGGCGUGUCUCGCCUGCAGCGUGCAGGCGUGUCCCCCGAGCUGCCACUGUCACGGCGGAGACCUGCAGCACGUCAUCUGUGACAACGCUGGCUUGAAGAAGAUCCCCAAGGUGCCCGAGCAAACACGGCUGCUCAACCUGCAGAAGAAUAAUUUCCCCGUGCUGCCCACCAACGGGUUCCGGGACAUGAAGAAGUUGGUGUCCCUUCACCUCCAGGGCUCGCGGAUCAAGGAGAUCUCGACAGGAGCCUUCAGGGGGCUCAAGAGCCUGGUCUACCUCUAUCUCACCGACAACCAGAUCAGUGUCAUAAAGCCAGGAGCCUUUGAUGACCUGUCUGAGCUCACCUACCUGUACCUGGACCAGAAUAAGAUCCCUGACUUAUCCAAAGGGAUCCUCUCCCCUCUCGUCAACCUCUUUAUCCUGCACCUAGGCAGCAAUAAAAUCCAGGAGCUGAAGCCAGGGGUCUUCAGCGGUGCUAAAGACCUGCGCUGGCUCUUCCUCUCUGACAACUCCCUCACCAGCCUCGUGCCCGGGGCCCUGGAGGACGUGGAAAACCUCGCUGUGCUGCACCUGGACAAGAACCAGCUGAGCAGCUACCCCGUGAACGCCAUGAGCAAGCUGCGGGUGCUGGAGGAGCUGAAGCUUUCUCACAACCCCAUCGAGGUCAUUCCCGACAACGCCUUCCAGUCCUUCGGGCGGUACCUGCAGACUCUCAACCUGGACAACAUGAAACUGAAAAAGUUUGCAGACAACGCGUUUGCUGGUGUGACCGUUCUGAAGACUGCUCACCUCGAGAACAACCGGCUCACCCAGCUGCCCCGCAACUUCCCCUUCGACAAGCUGGAGACCCUGACGCUCUCCAGGAACGCCUGGCACUGCACCUGCCAGCUGGCACAUCUGCGCAAGUGGCUGAAGGGCAACCGCACCCGCACGGAGGACACAUGCUCCACGCCCGCGCAGUACCGGGGGCAGUCCAUCCGAGACACCCCUGCCCUGCGCGCCUGCAAGCUGCCCACCAAGAGGUCCAGGAAAGGAAGCCGUCAUUAAGCACCAGGCCCUGGUAUGGCCUGUCCUGGCGACCGGUCACUCCAACCACCAGAAAACUACUGACUUCCGAGUCCUUCCUUAAGCUUCUCCUACCUGUCAGGAAACAUAUCUGAUAUAUCCCAACACCUCCAGCCUCCUCCGAAUCCCCGCUUCUCUGCUGAUCGCAGGAUGGAAUCCACCUUCUCAAGCUUUUCCGACAUCUAUGUAUUUUAAAAGAGGCAUUUUUAAAACCUAAACUAUGCAUGAGCAUACUAAGACGAGCUAAGCUAGAUCCUGCCGGUAAAACACAGUCAUCUUUCCCCGAGGCAAGGUAACCACAGCCCUGAUCAAUCACUUUGUUUUGAUUGAUCCUACAAGCAAGUAGGAAGGCAGAAGCGUUCUCCCCCAGCUGCUUGAUCAGGAAAAUUGGGCUCAAGCCAUGCAAAAAGACUCCUCUGCCUACCCCCGGAGGGGAUCCCUGCAGGCCAGGGCUGAGGAUGAUAGGGGAAGCGAUGCCCAGAGCUGCCCUUUUGCUACGAAAGGCAGCGAUUUCCCUAAGUCAGGCAGAAAUCUUGAAGCGAAGCAGUACUGGGAAAGGCUGAAACUGAAGCAAGCUGAGACUGGAUUCCCUCCCACCCUGUGGGGUCUCCCAAGGUACACGCAUGUCCCAGAGGAGAAGGUGUGCACCGUGCUCCAGCACCCCUCCUCCUCUCUCUGCCCGUACUCCAGAGGAUCUAGCAGGACACCAGGAUGACUGUGGUUUAUUGUCACGGCUAUCACAAUGCCACAGUUGCAACUUAACUGUGUUUUUUAAUCCUAAAGAGUUAUAUAAAUAUAUGUAUAUUUAUUCCUCUGUAA
Messenger RNA from Anas platyrhynchos (mallard), 1999 nucleotides. It is a transcript of the gene CHAD, whose product is annotated as chondroadherin. The record is from RefSeq and is a predicted model, not a curated record. Lineage: Eukaryota; Metazoa; Chordata; Aves; Anseriformes; Anatidae. Gene Ontology annotation, molecular function: protein binding.